AGAAAAAAUAAUCUGUUUUUCUCUCCAAAGGAAAGACAAAAGAGAAGAAGAAGCCGACCCGAAAUCCGCUGCUUUUUGUCUGUUUCUGACAAAACUUUCCCACCAGGAGGAAACAAACAUGAGUCACGUCGACGUGAAAAACCUGAAGCCCACCAGCUUUGAAAACGAGUACUACGACCAAUAUGAGUAUUAUAAUUUAACCGACAAAUACACUGGUGAGCUGCACUUCUGUUUGCACUGUCGCGUGCUUGCUAACUUGCGAAAUCUUGACUCGAGUGCCUUCUUGGAUCCUUUUAAUUUAAGUAAAUCUUUGAUUUCUUUACAGAGGGUUCAGCUCGUAAAGGCAGGACGAAGAAGGAGGCCAGUGAUAACACGAACAGACACAACCCUGCCGGACAUGAGCGCAAAAUAGUGGAGAAACUCCAAAACAGCGAGAAGAAAGCCAAGGAGUGAAUACUGAGGUAUGGCUGAUAUCAUGCUCUGUGAUAAAAACUCUGUGCCAAAUUAUGAAGUAGGUCAUGUGAUGUUUUUGUAACUGGUCAAAUUUCUUAAUAGUUUGUGCUUCUUUCCUCUCAUACAGAGCAAAAAUAUUCCCAAACUUGACUGUGUAAGAGAAAGGCUAAGAUGAUCGAUUUUACUGGGUCAAACCAUCUCACCAAAUUUAACUACUUUGAACCGGAAAUUUCUGAUUGCCCAGCUUCACGUUCAUGAUUUUUUUUUUCUCAAGUGGGCUCAGACACAAACCAACACUGGAGAAAUUUUAUUUCUUUGUUUAUUUCUAUUGACCAUGAGCCAAUUUAGGUCAGAUGCAUUCUUGUUGGUAUUUAAGUAAUUAUUUUAUUCUGACUUUUAUAUACCAGUAAAUACCUUGAUUAGUAAGCUAAAUGAUCAUAUUUGGUGUACAGAAUUUGAGUUGUGGCAGCUCAUGUUCUGAUGUUACACAGGCUCCAGUGUUGAGGAUCUAGUCCUGGAUUGGUUAAAUGUUAUCCUUUAACUAUCCUGUGUCGGCCAUGUGUGCACCCAGUCCAGUUGUGACUCAAAUCUGAUUACAGUCUGAAAGAGGGUGGUUAACUCUUUGAGACAGUAUGACUUAUGAUCAGGAAAACCACUGACUCAUUUUAUGUGCUCCAUGUUUUAAAUUUGGAUUGUGGAGCUUGGAAAAUGAAAACAACAUCAUUCAGGACACAUCUGUAGGUUUGGCAGGUGCGCUGACUCCCCCUUUUGGUACAAUGAAGUUUUUAUUGAGCCACAAUAAUAAUGAUUUUUUUUAAAUGUAGGGCAACUCGGACGGCCUAACCUGGAAACUGACCAUGGCCUCUUUGGCAACAGGAUAAGAUGAAGAAACUGGCAGGAGUGUCUCAAGCUCCAUAAGUCGAGACGAAACCUUGGCGUGAGGAGGAGCCCGUAGACCUGAGUGGCCCAUCUGAGUUCCUUUUCAUGGCAGCAGACUGUGGUUCCAAAGCCUAAAGGUUUUGUACAGCACUCACCAGUGGUGGCAUGUCAUGGGCCCCUGUUCGGCCUGCAUUGGUGCACAUGUGAUCGUGGUGGUGAUAGUUUUGUGAUUUUGAUCUGUGUUAAUGUGUUUUCAAAAUAUGUUUUUACCAUUAAACUCCUCCAUUUUAAAUGACUUAC
This is a messenger RNA of Xyrichtys novacula (pearly razorfish), 1632 nucleotides long. The record is from the annotation of a GenBank genome assembly. Lineage: Eukaryota; Metazoa; Chordata; Actinopteri; Labriformes; Labridae.